Molecule: messenger RNA, 1851 nt
Organism: Aspergillus ruber CBS 135680
Lineage: Eukaryota; Fungi; Ascomycota; Eurotiomycetes; Eurotiales; Aspergillaceae
Exons: 1
Coding region: 1-1851 (616 amino acids)
Source: RefSeq, a predicted model, not a curated record
AUGGUUGGAAGCGUGGCUGAAGGUAUUUCUAUGUCUCUUUCACAAUCCCAAGACCUUCAAGAGCUUUUUGCACCUGAGGGCCUUCCAUCGCCUCCUUCUUUCAGUCAUCUGCAUGUGAAUGAUCUGGGGCUUACACCUUCCCCUGGAUCGCAGCAGCGGCAACAGCAACGCUCGGCAGAUGUCACUCAUGCAUCGUCCCGAAAUGAAAAGCGUGAUAAACCUAAUGACGGAGUAGCCGACAAAAUUGCGACAAAGGGCUCUACGCAACAAGCAGAAGACUUGUCAACUGACACGAAUGAGCCCUUAUACGAUCCACUCUUCGAUUCGGACUUCGCUUUUCAGGACUUUGAGUCGGACUUUCUUUCGCAUAAACGCGCUCAUAACGAAGCAUUUUCCGAAGAUUUCAGCGUUGAGGAACCCCUAGGAAAGCGACAGAACCAGGAUGGAUUAAACUUGGGUGAUGUGCUUCCGGAAGAGACUCCUUCUCUAACGCCUGAUUCGUCUCACCGGCCGGAAUAUGUCGAAACUGCCCUAAAUACACCAGCUGGUAUAGAGAGGUCGCAUACUCCAAAUUCCUUGUUUAGCUCUCUUGACCUUCUUUUCCCUGAGUCGAGAUUCCCCGCACCGUUGGAUAAUACGGUGCUAUUCGAUAAUCUCGCAAUUCGUCCAGGCCAUGCGGUAUCUCAGGAUUCAGGGCCAGAACUAGCUCCCACCAAAUGCGUUGAGUUGUCUACUGAAAUACAGUCUGCCAGCGACGUAACGCAACAACGGUUUUCCCUUGAUGCGCAAGAUUUGCUUGCCAACACAAAUCGAGAGAUCUUACAGCGGGCGGAUGAUGUACCACAAUAUGUGUCCCCGUACCCUGAAUACAGAGGCUCCUUGGGUUAUCUUCCAUCGGCACCGAGUCUUCAUGUCAAGUGCGUGGAAGUUGUCGACGAGCGUAUGAACUACCGCAUGGAAUGUAUUCGCUCCAAGAACCACCAAUUGACACACGAGCGAAAUAAGUAUAAAAGCUUCUAUGACGAGUUUAGUACGGUGGACCAAGCGACGGGGAAGACCAAGCAUCAGAUGCUUCACCAUGAUAAUGCGAUGCUUCGGCGCAAUGCUACUCGACACCAGAAACGGGUUGACGGGUACAAAGAGGAGAUCGAGCAUUGGAAGAGCAAGCUACAUGAAGUUUCGACGCUAUACAACAACCUCCUUUAUGAUGUUGCUAUUCAACGGAGACUUCCUGAAGUUGCGCCUCCCCCAGCCAAGUACAGACCCCGGCCGACCCAGCACCAGCCAGCCGCCGUUACAGCUGUGAGACCUCAAUUACCGUCAUCUCUGGCCCCAACACAGCCAGCCCCAAACCAGCAACCUGCUCAGCAUCCAUUUCCCAGGCGGGAUGCUCAAUCUCCGUCGGGCACAACCACAGCGAUAGCUACCGCGAACCAACUCGCUCUCCAGCCUCUUCAUUCCUGCCCAGCCCCAGUGGCAGGUCGUAGCUCGCAAGCAGUUACAAUAGACCUUACAACAGAGGACGAUCCCAACACGGCCCCCAACCAUCCUCCCAAUCCUUCUCCGCAUUCUGGGGCAAACGCAAACAGCGGGGCGGAAGUACUUCAAUCCUUCCGACAGAAAAAUUAUUCCUGGCUCAAGGAACCAAACCAGGUGCCGAACGCCACGUAUCGGACGGGAUCUUCUCUCAAUAAUGCCAAUGCUGAUCGUGCAGCAACCGGAUCAAGUAGCGGUCAUACGUCAACCGACGAUCCUCAGCCUUCCCGCCCACAACACGGGAACGAUGGUCAUGACGUUGAGCAAGAUGAAUUGGCGCAGAUGAUGGAAGCGGAACUUGGCCGGCAGACGUGA